AUGCCGUUCUGGAAGAAUUUCAUCUACACUAAGCCGGAGGUGGACGACGAUGAUUUGCCGCUGCCGGUGUACCGCCUCUUCGACGAUGACGGCAAUAUGAAGGAGGAAGGCGUAGCGACGGCGGUGGUCGCUGCGUGGCGCCGGUCAUCGACAUCCUCCAUCGCAUCCGCGAACGCGAAGAAGUCGCCGCCAGUGUCGCAGAAAAAGUACGCGUCUCUGCUCAAGUCUGCCGCGACCAAGCCAGCGACUCCUACCAAGAAGACCGACUUGAAGGGCUCCUCCCACUCUCCCACCAAGGCCGCGUCUUCCUCCCCAUCCCGCCGCAAGUCGGAGGCCAGGUCACCAGCUAAGUCGCCGGCGCGUGCCACCUCUCCAGAGCCAGAACCUGUGACUUCUGUGAGCAGCACGCCGCGCAAGGCAGGCCCAAGGAAGGCCUUGGUCAAGAAGAACUCUCCCAGGAAGUCGUCAUCGAGGCUAACGUCGCCGAAGAAGGCGGCAUCCCGAUCCCCUGCCCGCGCGCGCUCUCCCUUGCCGGCGAAGCCCAAGCCCGCGGCAAAGACGCCAGCUGGCCGUCGGCGUUCUCGUUCCCGCUCGAACUCUCGGGUUAGGGCCGUGGCGGCGCCAUCUAAGAUGCCCAGUCCAAAGUGGUCCCUCGCUGCGUUGAAGGAGUUCGCCAAGGACAACUCGAUUCAGUUGAAGGGGGCCCACACAAAAGCUACCAUCCUCAGCGCUAUCCACGGCACCUCGUAA
Leishmania braziliensis MHOM/BR/75/M2904 is the source of this 750-nucleotide messenger RNA. RefSeq lists its product as hypothetical. The record is from RefSeq and is a predicted model, not a curated record. The transcript has a single exon. Bases 1 to 750 code for a protein of 249 amino acids. NCBI's taxonomy places the organism in Eukaryota, Euglenozoa, Kinetoplastea, Trypanosomatida, Trypanosomatidae.